AUGAACGAAUUCGAGUCCGUUAAAGUAGGAAUUUUAGGAGUCUUGUGCAACAUGCCGUGACGGUGUUUGCGUACUCUUUGCAGACCGUAUGCCAUCAAUAUUUUCAGCGUCAGCUGAUGGCUUUUUGGACAGGUUUUCAGAUUCCCCGGGACGUUUUUAGUGAUUCAUGUGAGUUAGUUUUAUUAAAAUUAAAUAAUUUUCUAAUUUUAAUUAAUUGAACGUCUCACAAAUUUGUGCGUGCACCGACCCUCUUGCUUCCUUGUUUCUCAUUGAUUUUUCACGUGUUUCCUCUUCAAGAAAUCCUGUUUUCAGAGAUCAAUAAUAAUGCUACAGUUGAGAUUAAUAGCUAGCUUGCGGAAUUCGUCGAUUAUUCGCCUAAAAUCACAGGUUCGUUCACGCUUGAUGGCUUCCGAAGUCCAUUUCGUAUUUUUCUAGGCAGUUUACCGCAGUUUCUCUUCCCUGACGAAGUCUCCGACCUUCAUCAGAAAUGCAAAUCAAAUACUCAGUAAAAAUGUGAGUUUUCACACGAUUGUGACAGCAAUUACUGGUUUCAAUGCGGAAAAUGUUUAUUAGCUCUCAAAUUAGACCAGUUAGUUCUUGGGCGAGGCCUCAGAUCCGAAUUCGAAGCUGAACUCUCCCUCGUUGUUCUGCUUGCACUUCACGUUCUGUCCGUUGUCCAAUUGCCCACUGGCGUUGAGCUCCAAGAGUUCGAGCCCGGCCUUCUUGUUGAGCACGCAGCCGAUCGGAGCGAACGAGAUGUAUCCGUUGCUCAUCUCGCACUUGUACCGGAAUCCCACGGAGUUGCCCUUAUACAUUCGGUCGAUCGUCUCCUCGUGCUUCACAAACUGAGCCUUUUCGUCCUUCUCCCAGCUGGCAUAGCAUCCGGCAGUCUCGUACUUGCUCACGCAUGCCUCGUAGUAGCUCCCCUUUCCGAUGCGACGGCGAUUUCCGAGUUCGCAGUCAUCUCCGACCUUCACAGCGCUCACAGUCAGAGAAACGAGUCCGAGAGCGAAAAGAGCGAAAGAAGGCGACAUCUUCUGAAAAAUAAUCGAUUAAAUUUCAGAAAAGGGCAAUCGCGCAAGUGUUGACGAGGACGUGUUUCCAUCCAGGAGCGAGCAGUCAAGUGCCGUUGCAGGUAAUUCGAAAACGAGGAAAACGAAUGAAUGAGAAAACGGGCCGAACUCUGUUCUUUUAUUCCGUUCGGGCGGCUUCUCUUGGAUGGGAAUUCCCACCUCCGCUCCGUUUGAUUUCUGCCGAUUCCCGUCGGCCGAUUGAGAACUCGUAGGAGCGACGGGACACUGGAUUUCCCACGUUUUACUUUCAACUUAGAUAAUAUUGCAAUUUAGUGUCUUAAAAUAAGGGCAAAAAAUCUAAUCAGAGCGCUAAAAAUUAAACAUUUAAUUGUCACCCUCUCGAUUUUGAUGUUUCAGGCGAACGGACAACUCACCGGAUAUCAGUUGAUACAGAGGCUGUUGAAGUUCGUAUGGCCUAAGGAUAAACCGGAAAUAAAGAGGAGAGUGCUCGUUGCUCUUUCUCUUCUCGUGGCUGCCAAACUGGCCAACGUGUCAGUUCCGUUCCUUCUACGCGACAUCGUCAAUUACUAUAACGGAAAAGCGCCAGAAUUCUUGAAACUCACCCUCGAAGGAACAGCUUCACAGACUAUUUUCACAGCUGGAAUUGUCACCUGCAUUGCAUGUGAGUUUCCAGAAUCCCGAGGACACAUUCUGAAGUCCCUCCAAUUCAGACGGAUUGGCUCGUGCGACUUCUUCCGCAUUCAAUGAGCUCCGUAAUGCAGUCUUUGCGAAAGUCGCUCAGAAUUCCGUGCGGAACAUCAGCCGAUCGAUCUUCCUCCACUUGCACUCUCUCGAUCUUUCUUUUCACUUGAACCGACAGACCGGAGCACUCUCGAAGGCGAUCGAUCGAGGAACGAGAGGCAUGAGCUUCGUUCUUUCUUCUCUCAUUUUCAAUCUGAUUCCUACUGCGGUCGAGAUCGGAAUGGUCUCCGCUCUGUUCACUGGAACUCUCGGAGCCGAGUUUGCAUACAUGACAAUGGGAAGCAUCGGAAUGUAUGGAGUGGCCACGUUGGGCAUCACUAGAUGGAGAACGAAGUUCCGUCACCAGAUGAAUCAGGCCGACAACGACGCCGGAAACAAAGCCAUCGAUUCUCUGAUAAACUACGAGACGGUCAAGUACUUCAACAACGAAAAGUUCGAGGCGGAUAGAUACGAUCAUUUUCUGAAGAAGUACGAAGGAGCUUCCCUGAAGACCACUUCCUCCCUCGCUCUUCUCAAUUUCGCUCAGAAUGCCAUCUUCUCGGGCGCUCUGAUCGGAGUGAUGUGCAUGGCUGGAAACAGAAUCGCGUCCGGAGACCUGACAAUCGGAGAUCUCAUUCUGGCCAACACUCUUCUCUUCCAACUCUCCAUCCCACUCAACUUCUUGGGAUCAGUCUAUCGAGAAGUGCGUCAAGGACUUGUCGAUAUGAAUCAGAUGUUUUCUCUGUUGACGCUCAAACCGAAGAUCGUGGAAGCGGUUAAUGCGAAGAAACUGGAAGUGACUGAAAACGAUAUCAGUUUGAAGUUCGAGAAUGUUCACUUCGGAUAUCUUCCGGAGAAACCGAUUCUAAACGGACUGGACCUCGAGAUUCCGUCCGGAAAGAAAGUGGCCAUCGUCGGAGGCAGUGGCUCCGGAAAGUCGACGAUCGUGCGUCUUCUCUACCGUCUUUACGACACCGAGCUUGGAACUGUCAAGAUCAACGGUCUGGAAACACGGGACAUGACGCUCGACUCUCUCCGCCAGAACAUUAGCAUCGUUCCGCAGGAUUCUGUGCUCUUUCACGAUACCAUCUACUACAAUCUGGCUUACGGAAGACCGACGGCAUCGAAAGAAGAAGUUAUUGAAGCUGCGAAGAUGGCCGAUCUGCAUGAGUCUGUGCUUGGAAUGCCAAAUGUAAAGAGAGAAUUGGAGGUUACUGAAAUCACACUUUGUUUCAGGGGUACGAGACGCUCGUCGGAGAAAGAGGACUCAAACUUUCGGGUGGAGAGAAGCAAAGAGUCGCCAUUGCGAGAGCUAUUCUAAAGGUACGGAAGGCAGCACUAGGAAAGUUCACUUCUCACUUCAGAAUGCUCCAUUUGUCAUCUAUGACGAGGCGACGUCUUCGCUGGAUGCAAUCACUGAAUCAAAUAUCAUGAAAGCGUUGAAAGGGGCCGUCGAGAAGAGAACGUCGCUGUUUAUUGCCCACAGAUUGGCCACCAUCGUAGAUGCCGAUAUAAUUUAUGUACUAGAAAAUGGAAAAGUUGCGGAGAAGGGAUCACACUUCGAUCUGCUCGCCAUGGACGGUCUGUACGCGCAAUUGUGGAAGUCGCAGAACAUUCACGGAGUUGCUGUGAGUUAUCAUUUCAGUUGUGACAAGAAGAAUCGUAUCGUUUCCAGCCGAAGCAGAAGAAGCCAGAGGACGAGGAUCUCAUGCUCGAACUGGACCUCGACAAGUGCUGCGGCAGUUCGAGUUGCAAUCGAUGA
Messenger RNA from Caenorhabditis sp. 36 PRJEB53466, 3516 nucleotides. The record is from the annotation of a GenBank genome assembly. Lineage: Eukaryota; Metazoa; Nematoda; Chromadorea; Rhabditida; Rhabditidae.